UGCUACGGGAGAGAAAGGAUGAGUAAGGCCAGUGCUGAUUGGCUGAGGCUUUCCCUGCCACCAAUCAGGCGUGCUGUUGUUGCGAGGCUGGUUGUGAAGGGGGAAGCUUCUGGGAAUAGAAGUGGUGGUGUGGGCUGGUGCCGGUCCCGUUUUCAGCUUGUGCUCAUGGCGCUUAGUUUCAGGAGAGGCCGGAAGGGCCCCUUUAAACAUAUAGCUCAUGGCCUGGUCCCUGCUGCUACCAUAGCUCCUAAACCUGCAGUUCCCCGCACCCCUCCCCCUCGUAGUCCAAACCCUUCUCCAGAAAGGCCCAGAUCUGCCCUAGCAGCAGCUAUUCUAGUGACAACUUUAACUGGGCGUACAGUUGCUAUUCCUCACCCUCGUCAACGAUCAUUUUCUGAAAGUGAUACCACCUGUUUGGAGCAAGAAAGUUUUAUUGAGCCCUAUGCCACAAUCACUGAGCUCAAACUAGGGUCUAAUUGGAAGCAUGAUGAUAGUGAAAGAUCUGUGCAGUCGCUGGAAGUGUCAGGCAAUCGUUGUGAAGAUGAAGACAUGGACACAUACCUUUCUGACACAGAAAAACAGCCGGAACACAACUAUCAGAGUACAGAGAAAAAAGAGGAAAGCUUAAGCAAUGAUGCUAUUUAUGCUGUUCCCCACAAAAAUAAAAAGGGAAAGGUUCCAGUAUCUCCUAGUGUUAAUGAUGAUGAGAAUGAAAUUUCUUCCCAUGAAGCUGCUUUUCCAGUUUUAGUAGACCAGUCAAAUAUACAAGUGGAAGCAGAAGAUGAACCUCCUGUUUUGACUCUAAAGAGUUGUCCAGCACUCCUGACUCCUUGUCAGGGCUCUACGAGUGCAGAAGGGGAGGGUCUGCAAGAGAACUUCAAAACCUUGCCUCUACAGGAGCAAAAACGGACAGUUGAAAAUCCACUAAGCGAAAAGCCUCCACCAUCCCCAGAUAUAGCUGUUCGGGCAAGACAAGGAUGGAUGGAUAUAACUAAAGAAAAGUUCCAAGAACUAAAACAAGAAAAUUGGGGUCUAAUCAAUGCAAAUCAGACUAUGGCCCUACAACUUGAGGAACUGAAACAACAAAUAAAGGGAUUACAGUUAAAACUUAACAUACUGGAAAAAGAAAAUAAAAAUCUUAGGAAAGCAGCAGAGAGUUCACAUAAGGAAGAGGAAGUUGCAGAAUUGCUUUCAUUGAGACAACAAGCCCAGGAAUUGGUAGAUGAAAAUGAUGCUUUGAAAAUGACUGUCCAUCGUUUGAAUGUUGAAUUGAGUCGCUAUCAAACCAAAUUCAGGCCGUUGUCUCAAGAAGAGAAUAUAAAGAUUGGAGGUCUUCCACUGAAAGGACCACCACCACCCUGGCUGCUGGAUAUGAAAUAUUUGUCACCUCUCCUAUUGGCGUAUGAAGACAGAAUGCGAGAAAAGGAUGAUUUAAAUCUUGCACAUGAGUGUAGAUGCUGUCCUAAAGAGCUGUGGUGGCAAUGCCUAUGGAUGGGGUUAGUGUGCUGCAGGUUCCUGGAGCUGCCUGAGGACGAUAUGAAGAAGUUAAGGAUACAAGUUGAAGAAUUGGUGAAUGAGAAUGAACAACUGCACCAGCAAUUAAAUAAAAAUAGUUCUGUCACCCUAAAGGAAUGUUACACUGAAAAACUUUUGCCAUCACCAGAAAUCGUUGAUAACAGGCAGCAGCUGCAAACUCAGGCAAAGCUGGUCUUGGAAGAAAAUGGAGUGUUGAUGGAACAACUUGAGAUUCAGCAGGCAAAAGCAAAGGAGAGUUACAACCAACAUCUUCAGGAAGUUUCAAAAUUGACCAAACAGCUGAUGAUUUUGGAAGCUAAGAUACAGAGCCAGGAAGAGGAAAUAUCAGAAAAUCAGAAGCAACUGAAAUCUUUAUGUUCCACAUGUGAAGAGCUGAAAGCCAAUCUGAAUGGCAGAAUAACAGCAGAGGAGCAUGCUACUUUGGUAAAUGCAUUAAGAAGUCAGUUACAACAGGAACAGGAAAAGCAAAGUGCAGAGCUGGAGGAUCUAAUGGAAAAGCUAGCAUCGUUGCAAGCACAAAAAAAGAGCCUGCUCUUAGAGAAAAAUGACCUAGUUGCUGACAACAAGAUCUUGGAAGCUGAGCUGAAUAUGGCACAAAAGACAAAUAGGAGAUCACAGAAGAAAAUAUUUCUUCUGAAACAGCAGUUGGAAGAUGCAAUGGAAAAGGAGGUGGCAGCUCAUCAGUAUUUAGCAAAUCUUAUUAGCUUGGCAGAGAAUGUAAGUCAUGAACGUGACCAUCUUAUACAUUUGGCUAAAUGCUUGGAAAAUGAGAAGCAUGGAGUUCUCAACAAAAUAAUAGAAGGGAAUGUACGCUUAGGAAAAUUACAAGAAAAGAUUAAGGUAUACAAAAAAAAAGCUGCUGGCAGGCUUGGAGACAUCAAUCUCAAAAUGACUGAACAAGAGAAGGAAUUUUCUGGGAAGGCUGCUCGGUACCAGCGUGAAAUGAAGCACCUCCAGCAGUUGCUGCAAGACAAGCAAGAAACGCUUGAUGAAGUGUUGCAGCAGAAAAGAGAAGUGGAAGGUGAACUUGAAAUAGUGUGGGAAUCUACCUCCAAAGAGAACAGGAGAAUGAAAGAACUCUUGCAUAAAUCUCUGGAGAAGAAAACCAUGUGGAGUACAGUCAGAGUUUAUGAAUCAAAUUUAGAUGAAAUCUCUCAGAAGGAAUUAAUUUCCGGAUAUGGGUUUAGUUACUGUGAUGUGAAACCAUCACCACCCACAAAAAAUGAAAGUAAACAGGAACCUCUGUUGUAAGGACAAAAGGUGCCUCUAGAUCUUGCACAAGAAAGGACGAUCCCAAAGAAACAAAACAAUAAGUCUAUGGCUGAAUUAACUCUCCUCAACCACAAAAAAUGAUCUAUCGAAAAGGCAUUUAUAUACUCUUUGAUACUACUUUCACUCAAAUUGAUAAUAGCAUAUUCUCUCUCUAGUAACAUUUUUAGCAUAGAUUUUAGGAAUGUUAAUGUCAUUUGAUAAAAGGCCAUUGUAAAUCCAGUAAAAAUCUAGUGCAGCACUAUCACCACUAUAAAGCCAGCUGUACUUAUCAAAUUAGAAUACCAAGCUCACCAAUUAUUUUUCUUUAAUGUCCUCACAGAGCACAUAAAUCCUAAGGUUGCUAAAAAACAAGUGAAUAGGAAAAGCUCUACUAUUUGGUAAAUAAUGCUUACUUUUUCAUAUGGUUUAACUGAAAUGUUAGUUUCAUCUAAAUACAAUUCUAGUAUUCUUUGCAGUGAGGGGAGGAGUCUGUUCCAUUACUAUGAUGCAUAUUUAUUGUAAUAUUUUACAGCAAUUGUAUAUUGUAGUAAUGAAAGCUCAAAUUUGGUAUAAAGUGAAGGGUUUUAUUUCGCAAUUCAUAUAAUUAUGUUUGAUCUUUUUGCAAUAUUUUAGCUUGCUGCUUAAUUUUAUUAGCCUAACUGCACAACUGAUAACUCAUUAUGGACUGAAAUCAAUAAGGUAGAAACAAUACUUCUUAAAUGUGUAAGUCUAGAACAUAGACAAUCUCUUGCUUGUUGAGACACACUAAACAGCAAAAAUGAAAUUAGGGAAACAAAGGUCCUUUCAAAUGAACAUAAAAAAUGCAUGCAAAUAGGUGUGGAUCUGAAAAAGUUCACUUAUUUUCUAGACUGUUUUACUUCACAUUAAGGUUCUCACUUAGGAAAGCAUUGGUAUUCAAGGAAGGAGGGCAUAAACAAAGGUUUUUUUAAAAAAAGGAAAAAAUAUACAUACAGAAGAGUUUUAAUGCCAAAAUAGAUUCUGAACCACAGACUCCGUCAAGUCCAAUAAUGAUUUUACAUGGAAAGUGCUCAGAUACUACAGCGUGGGGUGGGCCAAAACAAAACAACUCUAGGCAGCAAGUCUGAAAGCCCGUCAACUGAUUCAUGGUCAUGCUGUCUGUGUAAAACUAGUAUGUAAACAUUAAUGCUUGGACUGGUGGUUAGGCCUCUAAGACCGUCUCUGCUUUGCCAGAUUUCAAAGCCUGGCAAAGGCUUGGUAUAAAGUGAAGCAAUGUCUACACUGCUAUUUUUAGUCCCAUUGUGUGAGCUCAGUAAGACGGUGAGAAUUAACCACAAGCUCAACUGCUUUCCUGAACUAGUCUACACCCUGUGCAAAAUCACUAACUUGCAGUUGACAUAUUACUAGUUCAAAUGGUUUUAUGUUUAGCAUUGCCUUUUAAAUCUUUCCCUUACAAAAACCGAAUUAUCAUGCACUCCCUCUUACCCAGACACCUAGCUACAAACUUCUUUAAAAUUUCUCAUGUUUUUGGGCUGUGACAUAAGUGACUUUACAAAAGCCUAAACCUAGUAAGAUCAAGUAAUACAACAGACAAGGAUUGAGAGAAUGAGCUAAACCUAAUAUUUUCAUUUACACUUUCAUUAAUAAAUGUAACAGCCCAACCACUCCUGUUUCUUUUAAGUCUUGAAGGUGACUAUGUUCAUUUGAGAGGGAAUAUCUACUGUAUCAAUUCAGCUGAUAUACAGAAAAUAUCAUUAUGGACUACAUACAUACAUAGUUCUGCAUUUAAUUUGUGUACAGACUCCAUUAGCAUGCUCAAACAGACAACUUAGACAUGCACAUACAAUAAUUGUGCAUACAUAUCACUCAGACACCUGCACUCACUUUUUUUUGGCAUGGCCUUAUACUUCAGAGAUUUUAAAAAUCAGGCUCUGUGUAUCAGAUUUUUAAAAAUGGGCGUCUGAAUUUCUCAUCAUAGCAUGAGUGCUCAGGCAAAGACUGGUCCUUAAGUACCCAAGUGAGAGAUUAUACUCCUUUCAGGUUUUAAUUACCUGUUUGCACCUGACUGGAUGUUUUAGGUUCUUUCUUUAGAAAUGUUGCCCCUUCUUGGUUUAAAACUAAGAGAGCUGUGAGAACUAUUUCAGUUCUGAACCCACCCUAUAAAUACACUUCUACCUACUUUCCUCUCCUUUUUCUUUGCUUUGUCUCUUUUCCUCUGUGUAGCUCUCAUUUUAGAGUUUUCAAUUUAAAAUAGGCUUCAUGUAUCUACGUAUUUUCACAAUGUAACUUUGUAGCUUAUUGAAUAUUUGCAUAAACAUGUAUAAUCAAAGGCUGUGCUCUAUGUCAAACAUUUGUAAUACAAAAUUUAAUAAAAUAAUUAUUCUUAAAAAGA
Molecule: messenger RNA, 5158 nt
Organism: Pelodiscus sinensis (Chinese soft-shelled turtle)
Lineage: Eukaryota; Metazoa; Chordata; Testudines; Trionychidae
Source: RefSeq, a predicted model, not a curated record